CACAAACAUUGAUUAUUUUUUCAAACGUUAAAAAAAUAUUAUGAGUUUCAAAUAUAUUUUCAAAGUAAAUUUAUUUUAUAUUGUUCUGACUUCUUUCCAUAAUUAUUUCAGUUAUUGCCAAGAACCAUUUGAAUCCAUCUCUAUCCCCGUUAUUUUAAAUCCCGUUCUAUUUCAAUUAAAUGAGAAAGAGGAUGAUUUCAUAAGCCUAAAUUUUUUAUUUCCUCGACAAAAUAUUUAUGAGGAAAACACAACUUUCUUUGAAGAAAACUUUAAGAACGUAUUAGACAAAGUAGCAUGUGCAAAAAAAAAUCAAAUUGAAGUUGUGAAGGUUGAACGUCAACCUGCGGAAGUUACAGUAAAAAUCAACAAACCCAUGAAAGGACCUAAACCUCAUAUUGUUUAUUCAAGAAUUCGUGAAUUUAUAAAUACCGACUAUAAUUUUUUAUUGUACUUAUUUGCACCAAGUAACGCAUUUAAAUUAUACAAUUGGUUAGGUCUCAUUCAUUCAGGUUGCUCUAAGAACGUAACCCAACAUGAGAUUGUUGAUUAUAAAAAUACAACAGUCUCCAAAUCACACUCCAGUGACAGAAAAAAACGUGAAGAAAGUUCAGUACAAAAGAACAAAACUUCAACUGAACUGCUUAGGAAAAGAAGCAACACAACUGAAGAAAACACCAUUCAUGACACACAUGUCAGAUUUCAAAAAAAUCCUGAACAACAAGUAUUCUCAGGUCUUCUUAAUUCAACGUCAACACGUCAAAACGAAACCCUUUUAGAAAAAAAAUUUUACGAUUUAUCCAAGCGAAAUGCUUUGUUAAACAAAGAAGUGGAGGAAAGAUUUUUCCCUCGUACCAAAACACAAGCUUUUGUGACAACUGAAAACGUUAAUUCGACUCUUUAUAGAACUACAGGAAAUAGAAAAAAGGGUUUACCGAUUAUUUCAGAAACUGAGCCAAUUUCACAAAUGGAUGAAAAAGUAAAAGAGAACAUUCCAUUUUCAAAAGUGAGGGCUACAGGUGUGCUGCAAAACGAAAGAAGCACUAACAAGGACAGGUUAAGCAGUAACGUGUCGUUGUCACCGCAUAUAACAACAUCAUCAGUCGAUAAAAAUGAUGAAACUAAAGUCGUUUACCGAACAGUCAAUGCGUUAGCCCCUGUACCAGGCGGUAGUGAGGGCGUUGAAGAAGAACAAAUAGGAAUUAUUUUUUUCAGUGAUUUUGUAGACACCAACGACUUGGCGGAAUCUUCCGAACAAAGGAACUAUACCGAUUCAGAACAAAUCGAGUUGUUUUUUUUUGACGAAAAUGGAAAUGGAACCAAUGAAUUGCUUGAAAGUGACUUGUCCACAAGUGAUAACAUAAAAGUAUUUGCCAAAAAUGGAUCAUUGGAGGACAAACCGUCAUUUCCUCAUAUUACAAAUAGCACUUUGCGAAUACAAUACAUACCUUUGGAAAUGGCCAACAAUGGGUCUAUGGUUGUUGUUAAUGAUGCGAGCAAUGUUUUCACGGAAAACGUUUUUGACACGUUUUCAGAUUCCGAUACUGAGAAUAGUAACAAAGAUGCGUUAAACCAAUUGUACAAUGUCAAUUAUGGUUUGAAAAAAGCGAUAACUGCGUGGAUGGCAUCUAAUUUUAAACAAGGACUCAAUUACAAACGAAACAAUUACACAGGUUUACUCUAUGAUUAUUGCAGUAAUAAUUGUAGUAAGAAAAGAAUAAGAAACGCACAAAGUCGUAAGCAAGAUACUUCUUUUAAAGAUACACUCAGCAAUUUUGUUGACCCGACCGAAAAUCUUGCAAUUCCUGAUAGAACUUCUUCUGCAAACACUCCUAUCCAACCCACAGUCUCUCCAAGUUCUAAUACCCAACAAAAAUUAGACAGUGGCGAAAACACCACCACAAUUCAAUUAUCUCCAGUGCCUAAUGGAAAAAAAAAUGACUCUAAAACAUCCGACGAAAACCAACAGUCUGGCAAUGAUAAUUCCGGAGACGAUGAGGAUGCUUUAGGCCCAACUGUCGAAACGAACACGGAGACUGAAAACACAUCCACAACCACAAGUAGUCCUCAAGAAAUGAGCACAACUUCAACGACGCCUCAGCCAACUUCCACAAGUACGUCAACUCAAAGUACUACAACUACAACCACAAGUCCGACUUCCACAUUUAGUGCCCCUCCCCCUACCACGAAACCUUUAGAAAAUUUUGUUUUUGAUAACUUAUUUUUAAAAAAUAUUAUUCCCAGUUUAGAUUUCACUCAAAUUCCUCAAAUGUUGCUUAGUUUUCUUAGCGGCCCCGUUAGUUCUCGUAUCUCAAUUUAUAAUUCCAAUUCUUCGUCAACAGAUUCUUUAGAUGUUAUAAAAAAUAUGACGCAAAACGUGCUUAACGUUUUCAACAAGACAUUAGAACCAUUUUUAUCUUCACCUAAUAACGAAAAUGUUCACUCCCCAGCUGACGAUUCACAAAACUUAAAUGAUUUUUUUGUAGUUUCAGAAGAUCCUAUUUUAAAAAAAAAAUUUUCCGACUUUUUUAAUGUCUUUAAACCAUUUUCUUUUAAAAAUUUUAUGGAUAUUUUUUCUUAAGCUGUUGUGUUACAAUCGAGGUAUCUCAAGAAUAAAACCUUCACGUCAUGGAGUCGCUGAGGUAGAAAAAGAAAAAACGAGAGGUCAUUUUUUUUCCUUUUAAAUGGACUCCUUGCCACUGAAAAUAUAGAAAUCCUUAACGUGCUAGAAUAUAAUUAUUCCCGUGUUUGAUUCUCAAUUUAAUUUUUUUUUUGUAAUGGUUAAUUAUUUUGAAACUAUAGAUUGUACCUCCUAUUUAGGUAUCAAAAACAGUCUUUUACAAGUAGCUCACUUGAACAGUGAUAGAAAUGAAAAUCUAACAGAUGGUAACGAUCAUGUUCCCAUUCCGCGUUGAUCCUUUGAUCCAAACUCAGACAUCGUCGAGGUAGUAAAUGAUUAUUUAAGAGUUUCAGUGCGGUUCACAAAUCAAAUCAUUUACAAAACAACAAACGACUUAUUAUGGAGUUGAUUAAAAAAUUUAAAAUACUUUGAUAAGAUGGCACUUCGCUUUAGGUUGGAAAUGGACGAGAAAGAUGCAUGCUUUGUUACGAUUUUUUUUAAAAAUGUGGCGUCAUCCAAAGACCGUUAAAACCAAAAAAUAAUGUUAAACUCACACGAAAGUGCUAUUGGUCCUUGCUAAAAAAAAUCAACACAUUCGCAGGGCCGAGGUAGGUCGAGAGAUAAUGGAACUGUUUUUUUCUAAUGAAGAGAAAAAGGAUAGGUUAGGUCAGGGAAGAGGCACAAGCGUGACAGUGUCUCGAAACGUUUGUUAUAAUCUAAAAAAUAUUUAUGCUCCGGAGGGCUUUAAUGCACAAUCAACAGUAUUGGCGUGUGGAUUCCCAGGAAAUACAACCGAGAUUGAAUGUCGCGAUUUCAUGUCUUGGAUUGCACCGAUCGUUUUUGUAGAAAGAGUUGUUUCCUUUGGAUCAGAAGCAAAUUUUGUUAUCGUUUUUGCAUCUGAUGAUCAAGCUCAGUAUGUAGCACGUCAAUCAUACGUUUACGAUGACAAGUUAACUGAAAUUGUAUGCCGCCUCGUCGAUGAAAGGCCUACUUUAUGGCAAUCUUUCUUAUCCAGUGUAACAAAUGUCUCUUGUUAUUUAGAAAAAACCAACCAACGUUGUGUUUUGUUAAAUUUUAAUAAAAACACGAAUUUUUUUACAUUUGGGUUUAUUCUAGAUUUCUUCCGAAAGAAGCGCUGGUCAUCGAAACAUUGUUUUAUCCAAUACAGGGACUCCUGUCCGCAAUUAUAAUAAUAGUACUGGUAAUGGUGCGAUAGAAAGUUGGAACCAGUUAAUAAAUAAUGAAAAUGUUCAAAAAAUUAAAGAGAAUGUUUCCCAAUUCGGAUCGCAACUUAUGGAACAAGUGGAAUCAACAUAUACUCAAAUGUCUGCUAAACCAAAUUAACUUCAAAGAAAUUUUUUUUAUAAUUUAUCUGGUUAAAUUGUUUUGUUGAAAAAAAAAAGUUCACCUUUCUAAUUUUGUUAACAUAAAAAAUAGCAUUCGAUUUUAAUUAAAGAAAAAAAAAAUUCAUAAAAAUUUAUAUAAAGUAAUAAAAAAAUAAUAAAACAAAUUACUUGAUUUAAAUAAUUAUUUUUUCGUUGCAAGGUCUACAAAAAACAUUUUGUGUCGUACCCCUUUCAUUUUG
Hylaeus volcanicus is the source of this 4202-nucleotide messenger RNA. RefSeq lists its product as uncharacterized. The transcript is spliced from 8 exons. The record is from RefSeq and is a predicted model, not a curated record. Bases 41 to 2578 code for a protein of 845 amino acids. NCBI's taxonomy places the organism in Eukaryota, Metazoa, Arthropoda, Insecta, Hymenoptera, Colletidae.